Punica granatum (pomegranate) is the source of this 675-nucleotide messenger RNA. The record is from RefSeq and is a predicted model, not a curated record. NCBI's taxonomy places the organism in Eukaryota, Viridiplantae, Streptophyta, Magnoliopsida, Myrtales, Lythraceae.
AUGGGGAGGCCUAAGGUGAUAGCCAGUGCUCUCUUGGUCCUAUUUCUAGUGGACAUUUGCUUGGCGGCACGGUCGACGCCUAAAGCCGUAGUGCUUAAAGGAGGUAGCGGUGGUGGAGGGGGUGGAGGGGGUGGUGGGGGUGGUGGUGGUGGUGGUGCCGGUGCUAGUACGACUGGUUCAAGAUCUGGUUACGGAUCCGGGUAUGGCUCAGGGAGCGGUUCCGGUUAUGGCGGUGGACCGGGAAGAUAUGGUGGUGGAGGUGGAGGUGGUGGUGGUGAAGGUGGAGGCGGUGGUGGUGGGUAUGCAAAGGGUGGGUAUGGCUCCGGAUAUGGGUCCGGAAGCGGCCAAGGGUAUGGCUCUGGCGGUGGGACUGGAGCAGGCGGAGGCGGUGGCGGUGGCGGCGGAAGAGGUGGUGGUGGUGGAGGUGGAGGCUCCGGCAUGGGAAGCGGUUCAGGCUAUGGAAGUGGGAGCGGCUAUGGAAGCGGUGGAGGGAAGGGUGGAGGUGGAGGAGGAGGCGGGGGAGGAGGUGGAGGCGGAGGAGGUGGUGGCGGUGGCAUCAGCUCAGGAUACGGUAGCGGCUCCGGAUACGGAUCGGGCUACGGCGAAGGAUAUGGCGGGGGCGGGUAUGGCGAUACGCCUCGAGCAGCCCCACUCAUGAUCAAUACAAUAACAUAA